This is a messenger RNA of Trematosphaeria pertusa, 3667 nucleotides long. Its product is annotated as WD40 repeat-like protein. The transcript has 4 exons. The coding region runs from base 273 to 3533 and encodes 1086 amino acids. The record is from RefSeq and is a predicted model, not a curated record. Lineage: Eukaryota; Fungi; Ascomycota; Dothideomycetes; Pleosporales; Trematosphaeriaceae. Gene Ontology annotation, cellular component: cytoplasm; Cul4-RING E3 ubiquitin ligase complex. Gene Ontology annotation, molecular function: protein binding. Gene Ontology annotation, biological process: negative regulation of fatty acid biosynthetic process.
CUCCGUCAUAAAGACUGCCACGCACUCCCACGAACCCCGCGACCCCUCAGCAACGACCGCGAGAGCGCCGCAAUGCGUGCACGCCUCUUCCACUUCCACAAGAGUCCGCCGCAUUUCGAUAGACUACCGCCUGACUGAUCACUUGACCGCUGCCUUCAUCGUGAGAUUCGCCUCGCCGCCGUCUGCGUGUUUGCCUCACUCCACCGGCGUGCUAUUUGGCCGCCGCCCUCCUUGGACGCCGCCUGCUCCGCAGACACCAAAUCCGAGCCACGAUGAAGUACACCGUCUACGACCGCCUGCUGCGGCGGGAACUCGCGACCGACCGCAAGCGAUACUCCAGUGUGCUCGGCAUCUACGGCGACAGACAAUGGGUGCAGGACAUGGACGUUGUCAAUGAGCUGGAGGGCCACAACGGAUGCGUGAACGCUCUUUGCUGGUCGACAUCGGGCCGUCUGCUCGCCUCAGGCUCCGAUGACCACCGCAUCAACAUCCACUCCUACCACCCCGAGUCGUCCACCUCGCAGUUCAGUCUCACCACGUCCAUCCUGACGGGCCACCACACCAAUAUCUUCUCCGUGAAGUUCAUGCCCUACUCCAAUGACCGAACCAUUGUCUCCGCCACCGACGACGUGCGUAUAUUCGAUAUCGAAUAUUCCGGCCACUCUGCCCUUGGCUCGUCGUCUUCGGGUGCAUCGCAAGCAGGGAGACGGCGUGUAGGCAUCCACGGCGUGCCGGACGGGCUGACGCUGACUGAAGGAGACACCAACGCAAAAGCAUUUCGAUGCCACACGGACACGGUGAAGCGAAUUGUGACGGAAGACAAUCCCUUCUACUUCCUCACAUGUUCCGAAGAUGGCGAUGUGCGACAAUGGGACAUCAGACAGCCGGCAAGGGCGUACCCGCCGCAGAAAGACAGCAUGAUGCCGAGCUGGGCAGCCAACCACGAUGCCUCUGAUAACGUGCCGCCGCCGCUUAUCUCGUACAGCCGGUACCACCUAGAUCUUAACACCGUCUCUUGUUCUCCGUCUCAACCACAUUAUAUUGCUUUGGGCGGCGCGCAUCUGCAUUGUUUCCUGCACGACCGGCGAAUGCUAGGUAGAGAUAAGCACCAGGAACGAGGCGCUACGCUCUCGAGCCCUAGUAAUUGGAACGACCAUGAUGACGAGCUUCUAGGAAAGGCGACGCAGUGUGUGAAGAAGUUCGCACCUAAUGGGCAGAAACGAAUGAAGCGGAACGACCAUGGUCAUAUCACCGCUUGUAAAAUCAGUGACGCCAAUCCUAAUGAGCUCAUCGUCAGCUGGUCUGGAGAGUACAUCUACAGCUUUGACAUCCUCCGCAGUCCAGAUGCUUCUGAAGAGGUCACGGAACCCAAUCUUUCGCCUGGUACAUCUAGCCGGCGAGUCAAGGAUAAGAGUCGGAAGCGUAAGCGGCCAAAGUCUACCACUUUGUCUCAAGAGGCUGCCGAACGGGCUGGUUCACGUCAACGCACAGAAAGCUUAGAUGAAGGUCUGGCAUUGCGCGUAAACUACGGGAAUGGUCAGAGCGAAGAGAUCCGCAUAGCAGCGCCACAGAGCCCACUCUCACAAAGUGAAGCUGCAGCCAUCCAAGAUACCGAUCACUAUCGUAUCGCGAAGACCUCGGUCAAGCUUCUCAAGAAGAUGUUCAAGCUGCAUGACACCAGGCCACCGACCGAUCCAGAUGAACCAUCUGCACAUACAGCAGCUUUCACCUCCGUGCUCGGCUUCGCUGCUUCGAUAUUGCCAGACAUGGACGAGAUAUCGAGGACAUGGCACUAUCCCAUGAAUCCAAAUCGGGUCGAUGUGGCCUUGCAGAAUAAGUUGCGCGAUGGACGAGCUGCCUCCCGUCGCUUCGUCCAGGCUGCAGGUACCCUUGCCCGCGUACUUGGGGGUCAAUUGCGAACUGGUGGUGAUGCCAAUGCCGUCAUUUCUCAGUACUUCGCCUCUAUCCAACCUGCGCCAAAUGAGAGGGCGUUGUUGCCGCGGCACGAGCAAUUCGGGUACGAUUUCUUGAAGGCUAUUCUUCUCUGGCUUGACUCCGGCCUUGGGGCGGUCGUUGAAGGAUUCUCAAGUCCCGGCAGUAAUCCCCGCCGUCCGAUUACCCCUGAUGCGGAUGUGGACGCCAUUGACGACAUCCUCAUUCCGUAUCUUCUCCAACUAGCGAGCGACAAACCCAUUGUCAACGUCGACGCCUCUAGAUUCGAGACAGAUGCGACAAGAAUCCUCUACUCCCAUGAGAAGGCUGCUGUUAUUGGCUUUGCCCGCGCUCUCAAAGUUCCGUUUGCUGACCUCACAGGCGCGGUUGUUUCUACCUGUGGCGAUCCGUCAGAGCGACAUGAGGUGCAGGACCGCAAGGCUGCGAUCAAAAACUGGGCUUUUAAGAUCGGGAGAGGCGUGUUGCUAAACGCCGCCAAAGACAUACGAUUCUCGUUCGUUGAUCGGGCCUUUGGUGGACGUGGUAUCUCAGAUGCCAGCAUCCGUGCAGAAGAGCAGGAACAUCGGGAGCAACAGGAGGAUAUUGAUCCUCUUGAAGAGGAAGAUGUCGUUGUGGACGCAGAGCUUGUCAGUAGAGCUUGGGCUGAGCAAGCGGCUGAACGGUCAGCCGAGCCUACUAGUCCCGGUGCAGCCGCUGAAGAGGACACAAGCACAGGCGCCACUCCUGGUGCUUCAGGGGCCGAAGUCAUCAUGGAGGAGGAAGACGAUGACGAUGAAGACUCUGACGGUGACUUCGAUCCAUCUGAUCCUGACGAUGAUGACGAUGAUGAGGACGUAGACGAUGGGGGACUUUCGCGUACCCGCAGCGGUCGCAUACUUUGGCGAUCCGACUUUGACCGAACCUAUCUCAGGGAGCGCGUCGAAGCUCAUGUGCCAUGUUCGCCACAUACUCGUGUGUACCAGGGUCACUGCAACGUUCGGACCGUGAAGGAUGUCAACUUCUUCGGAUUACAAGACGAAUACGUAGUCAGCGGUAGUGAUUGCGGACACCUCUUCAUAUGGGACAGGAAGACUGCGCAGCUUCUCAACAUCCUUGAAGGAGACGGCGAGGUCGUUAACGUGAUUCAAGGACAUCCAUACGAGCCGACGAUGGCUGUGUCGGGCAUUGACCAUACGAUCAAGAUAUUUUCGCCUGACGCCAAGGAGCAGCGCAAUGCUCGCAAGGGUAUAGGCGUCCAGUCCGCCGAUCCCGGGGUCUCUAGCCUAGGCUUCGGACGGAGGCGACGGGCACAGCGCGCCUCUGAUUCUGCGCCGCCUCGCGAGCCUACUUCUACCGACGAGGAGGAUGACGAGGUUGCAACAAACGGCCUGCGGAGCCGAAAGGCUAUGCAUGACCAGUACAAGAUCACGUCGCAGAAUGACAUGGACCGGAAGGGCGGGCGCGAGGACGCUUUCAUAACGAGAGCGUUACUUGCUCAAUUAGCCCAACGACUCCAUGCUCAUCAUCAUACAGGAGACGAGGACGAGGAGGGAGAGACGACUAUCGUACUCAACAAUGAUGAGGGCUGCACGGUCAUGUAAUUCAGCCCGCCGUCAGCAUGAUAUCCAACCAUUGCUACCAGAUGUCCGGCGUAUUUGGUGGCCAUAAUGCCCCUGGCCGUAGGAAAGGCGUUCUCACGGAGUCUGGUUCUAGCCGGCGCCCAAACAGGAUCUGG